Molecule: messenger RNA, 2340 nt
Organism: Ciona intestinalis (vase tunicate)
Lineage: Eukaryota; Metazoa; Chordata; Ascidiacea; Phlebobranchia; Cionidae
Source: RefSeq, a predicted model, not a curated record
AUUAUAUUUUGAGUUGUUUUUCACUUUAAAGGUAUUUUAUAAUAUUACAUGUAAUGUACUAGGCAGUCUAAGUCUGAAUACUUCUACAACAAAAUGAACGGCCCUACGAAAGAGCGAAGGUUAUCUUCUAGAUCGAACAGUGGAGAGGCCGAGGAUAAAGUUGGAGCGACUGAUCUUGGAAGGAGGAAAAGAAAUGCGAGCGUUUCGGAGCCAAUAAGUGUGAUUCGAACGAGCAAGCGAACAAUAUAUACGGCAGGGCGACCACCUUGGUAUAAUGAAUCGGGUGAAAUGAAAGAAGCUUUUAUUAUUGGAUUAAGUGGAGGUAGUGCUUCAGGGAAAACAACAGUUGCCGAGAAAAUCAUCCAAGCGUUAGACUUCCCGUGGGUGGUCCUUUUAUCCAUGGAUUCUUUCUAUAAGGUUCUCACACACGAACAACAUGAGACAGCUGAACGUAACGAAUACAACUUUGAUCAUGUUGAUGCGUUUGACUUUGAUUUAUGUUGUGAAACAUUACGUAAACUUAAACAAGGCAGAAGUGUUGAGAUACCAAUGUAUGACUUCACUACUCAUUCAAGGAAAAAGCAAACGAAACAACUCUAUGGAGCAAACGUUGUAAUAUUCGAGGGAAUCAUGUCGUUUGUUCGACCUGAAUUAAGAGAAUUAAUGGAUAUGAAAGUAUUUGUGGAUGCCGAUUCAGACGAGAGGUUGGCUCGUAGAUUAAGGCGUGACAUCACUCUUAGAGGUCGCAAUUUGCAGGGUGUCCUACACCAAUACAACAAGUUUGUGAAACCAGCUUUCGAACAAUUCAUUGAACCAACUUUACAAUAUGCUGAUAUUGUUGUUCCAAGAGGCGGUUCUAAUGAGGUUGCCAUUGAUUUGAUCGCCCAACAUGUUCACACACAACUUGAAACUAGACACAACAUUCUGGAAAUAAGUAAUCUAGCCAUAGCACAUACUGGGCAACCCUUGCCCUCUACACUACAUGUGUUGGAAAGUAGUAAGCAAGUACAAGGAAUUCAUACCAUUCUAAGAAAUCGCGACACAAAUCGUGAUGACUUUGUGUUCUACUCGAAGAGGUUGCUUCGUCUCCUCUUUGAAUUCGCUCUCUCACUUCUUCCUCAUCAAACGCAUAUCGUAGAAACUCCACAAUCAACUAAAUACGAGGGGAGAAAGUUUAGUGGGACGGGGUUAUGUGGAAUGUCCAUACUUAGAGCAGGAGAGACAAUGGAACCGGCAUUAUUCUCAGUUACCAAGGAUAUUCGACUUGGUAAGAUCCUCAUUCAAACCAAUGCAAGGACAGAAGAACCAGAGCUCCAUUACAUCCGAGUCCCACGCAAGAUCUCCGAAGAUCAUGUGAUCCUGAUGGAUGCGACGGUUGCCACGGGAGCAGCAGCCAUGAUGGCUAUUCGUGUUUUGCUCGAUCAUGAUGUUAAGGAAGAGAAUAUACUUCUAGUGUCGCUACUGAUGGCUGAAACAGGUGUUCACUCCGUUGCGUACGCGUUUCCUAAAGUUCAAAUCGUAACAACAGCUGUUGAUACACAUCUUAAUGAACAUUAUCAUAUAAUACCAGGGUUUGGAAAUUUUGGUGACCGAUAUUUUGGAACUGAAUAACAAAACAGUGUUUUAUUUGUGCUGCUAAUGCCAAUCAUCCCUGGCUAGUAUUUAUGCUGCUUCAUUUGUAUCAUGCUAUUAAUGCUUCCAUGACAAUUAAGAAGUAGCUGCAUCUGAAACCUGCCGUUUUAACAUUUUAAUGUUUUACGUGUUUGUUAUUCUCUGCAUAUGCCAAUUGGAGACUUUGUUUGCAGUUUGGUUUGAUUAGGGUGCUGUGUUGAUGUUUUGACACAUUAUACAUGUUGCUUUCAUCAGGGUAAAUUAAACCAAAAGCAAUUUUUUUCCUUGUUAAGACCUAAGACCAUAUUGUAUGUCAAAACGUCAAUACUAAAUUGCCAGAAGCGUGUUUUUAAUUUUAAACGCUAAUUACUUUAGCAGUUUAAAUAGUUCCUCUAUAGCCCUAAGGCUGUAUCUUUGUUUGGACAAUGUUUUAUGUUUACAAUUUGUUUUAAAACAAGACUUUCUGGAUUAGCUAUAUUGCUACACACUACAGCACUAUAUACUAAUAGUUCCUCUAUGGGUAAAAUUCAUUGCAUGCAUGUAAAUAUAAUUCAAAAUAUGUUUGGUUUUGCACUUUAAUAUACCAUGUUGCCAUUGUUACAUCAUCCACUGCGUGAAUGCGUCAUGUUAUUACCUGACAAUCGGAACAUGUGUGAACUUUAAUUUGAGUCAUUUUAAGGUGAUUUGUAUUGUAUGUGGCUGUAAUAAAAAUAAGCACUCAAUUUAAAA